AUGCAGUUAACUGUUUCCUACCUCGCAAGAAUUGCUGUGACAGUAGCAUCUGUCCAUGGCGCUCUCACUCCUGUCACGGAUUUUGGGACCAACCCGACAAACCUCCAGAUGAACAUCAACGUCCCAGCCAAGCUCGCACCAAAGCCCGCGAUCAUCCUUGCUCUGCAUGGUUGCUUCGGCACCGGCGAAGCCUACGCAGCUGAGACAACCUACAACACCCUCUCAGAACAGAAAGGCUUCAUAACCAUAUUCCCCUCUUCCAAACGCGACUCCAACUGCUGGGAAGUCAACACAGCAAAAGGUUUAUCCCGCAACGCAGGAGGUGACAACCAAGGUCUUGUCUCAAUGGUGAAUUACACGAUCGCCAAGUACUCAGCCGAUCCUGCGAAGGUGUUCGUCACGGGCUCCAGCUCAGGUUGCAUGAUGACCAACGUACUCAUGGCAACCUACCCAGAUGUGUUUGCGGCGGCGACUUGCUACUCCGGCGUGGCUGCUGGCUGCGUGGCUGGUAGCCCUGGCGCGAGUCCAAUCUCCUCAGAUCCGACGUGCGCAAACGGGCUGAACAUAAAGACGCAGGCUGAGUGGGUCCGCAUCGCGAAAGCAAUGUAUCCGCGGUAUACAGGCAAAUACCCGAAGUUGGCGACGUGGCAUGGGACGAACGAUACGCUUGUUAAGUUGCCGAAUCUGGGAGAGCAGUUGAAGCAAUGGUCGGGUGUGCAGGGAGUUAAAUUUGCGAGGAAUGUCACGAACACGCCAGAAACGGGAUAUACAAAGAUUGUGUAUGGAGACGGCACGAAGCUGGUAGGGUAUGAGGCGAAGGGCGUAGGACACACGGUACCAGUGCAUGAGGAGGAGGAUUUGACGUGGUUUGGGAUCUAA
Ascochyta rabiei is the source of this 879-nucleotide messenger RNA. Its product is annotated as Acetylxylan esterase. Gene Ontology annotation, molecular function: hydrolase activity. The record is from RefSeq and is a predicted model, not a curated record. NCBI's taxonomy places the organism in Eukaryota, Fungi, Ascomycota, Dothideomycetes, Pleosporales, Didymellaceae. Gene Ontology annotation, cellular component: extracellular region. The transcript is spliced from 2 exons. The coding region runs from base 1 to 879 and encodes 292 amino acids.